Messenger RNA from Wasmannia auropunctata (little fire ant), 984 nucleotides. It is a transcript of the gene scu, whose product is annotated as 3-hydroxyacyl-CoA dehydrogenase type-2. Gene Ontology annotation, biological process: androgen metabolic process; estrogen metabolic process; fatty acid metabolic process. The transcript has 4 exons. Gene Ontology annotation, molecular function: estradiol 17-beta-dehydrogenase [NAD(P)+] activity. The record is from RefSeq and is a predicted model, not a curated record. NCBI's taxonomy places the organism in Eukaryota, Metazoa, Arthropoda, Insecta, Hymenoptera, Formicidae. Gene Ontology annotation, cellular component: mitochondrion. Bases 6 to 815 code for a protein of 269 amino acids.
GGGUUAUGUCACCAUAUGUUUUUUUGGAAGAUAAUAUCCGUCCAAAGUUCAAAGGCACUGUGGCUUUGGUGACCGGUGGUGCCUCAGGCCUAGGCCGUGGCACUGUGGAAAGAUUUGUCAAACAGGGUGCAAAGGUGAUAGUUGGCGAUUUGCCUGCUUCUAAAGGUAAAACUGUGGCCGACGAAUUAGGAGAAUCCAAUGCAGCCUUUGCACCUAUGGAUGUAACUUCAGAAACUGAUGUCCAAGCUGCUCUUGAUUUUACAAAACAGAAAUUCGGUAAGCUUGACGUUCUCGUCAACGCCGCUGGUAUUGCCAUAGCACAUAACACAUAUAAUAGUAAUAAAAAAUUGCCACACAAACUGGAGGACUUUACUAAAAUUAUCCAAGUCAACACCAUUGGCACCUUCAACGUUAUUCGUUUGUCUGCUGGCUUGAUGAUCGAAAACACCCCUAAUAAAGAUGGUCAGAGAGGUGUAAUUGUUAACACUGCAAGCGUUGCUGCUUUUGAUGGUCAAAUAGGCCAAGCUGCAUAUUCUGCUUCGAAGGGAGCAAUCGUAGGGAUGACGUUACCUAUCGCUCGCGAUCUGUCCAAGGAUGGAAUUCGUGUCGUAACAAUUGCUCCAGGAAUUUUCAAUACCCCAUUAUUAAUGGCGCUGCCAGAAAAGGUGCGUGUCUUUCUCGCGAAGAGCAUACCGUUUCCUCAGAGAUUGGGAGAUCCUGAUGAAUACGCCAUGUUGGUACAGCAGAUCGUUGAGAAUCCGUUACUAAACGGGGAGACAAUUAGAUUGGAUGGUGCUUUGCGAAUGCAAGCUUAAUGUGAAGAGUUAUCAGUUUUUAUAUUGAUAGAAUUACGGUAUCGAAGAUUUUUCUCGAGUGUUGAGUCUUUUUAUAUAUACUUAUACAUAUAUACAAUACACACACAAUAAAAUUUUAAGCUUUUUCACAAACUUUAUCAUUCGAAUCCUCUAAUAUUUUUUAUCAUAC